AUGGGGAUUGGCGGAGGUGGGAUAAUCACCUUGGCUGAGACGACGGUAACGGAUCUGAUUCCUCUGAGAUAUCGUGCAAAGUAUCUCGGAUAUCUUGGUUCGGCGUGGGCCGCGGGAAUGGUAUCAGGGCCACUGCUCGGUGCCGUUCUAGUCGAAAAAGCAACAUGGCGAUGGAUCUUCUGGAUCAUGAUUCCCUCUGUCGUGCUUGGAUUCCUGGCCAUCACCUUCUUCCUCAACCAAACACCUGUCCCUGGGGAUGUUCUCCCCAAACUGCGUCGCUUCGACUGGAUUGGUGCCAUUUCACUCACCUUCUCGCUCGUCUGCUUCCUGAUCGGCCUCUCCUGGGGUGGCGUCCAGUACGAAUGGGGCGACUGGCACACAUGGUUUCCAAUGGUCCAGGGAGCCGAAGGGAUUAUUCUCACCCUGGUGUACGAAUUCAUGCUGGCAAAGGAGCCAAUCAUCAUACCGACCAUUUUUAACAACAGGAGCAUGAUCAUCUGCUACUUGCUAGCCAUCGCACACGGGUCAGUGGUAUGGUGUUUGCUCUACUUCUUGGUCAUUUACUAUGAGGCUGUCAAGUUUUACGGAACCAUGAGCACUGCUCUCUCAGCAAUGCCUGAGAGCGUUACAAUAGUCGCUGCGGGUAUCACAGCAGGCCUUCUAGCUACCAAGACUGGAGAGUACCGCACCUUCAUCCGCUUAGGAUGGGCUGUAACGGUCUUUGGUUUCGUUCUAUUAAGCUUUCUCGACCAAAACACCUCCGUAUUUGGCUGGAUAAUCCUCAACAUUCCAAUCGGCAUAUCCACAGGAGUUCUGUUCACAACGGUCCCAGUUGCCAUCCAGGCUGCUGGUCGGCCGGAAGAUGCCGGACCUGCAGCAUCCUUCUUCUCUUUUAGCCGCUCUCUCGGACAAGCCAUUGGUGUCUCCGUGGGGGCCACGAUAUUACAAAACCGUUUCAGAGCAGUGGCUAGCGGCCUACCAACCAUCGCGUCGGCUGCAGACGAGUUCAGCCACCAAAUAGAAGGUCUCAUCGCGUUUCUGAAGGCACUGCCGGCUACAUCAACCAUGAGGAAGGAGCUGGUUCAGGCAUAUUCAGAGAGCCUGAGAAGCCUAUGGUAUUAUGUGGCUGGCUUUAGCGCGGCUACCCUUGUGCUCAGCUUCUUCGUCAAGAAGUACACCUUAGACCAAGUUUGGAGGACUGGCCAAGCUUUGAUAGAGAAGAAGAAGACAAAGUGUCGGGUCUGA
Diaporthe batatas is the source of this 1245-nucleotide messenger RNA. RefSeq lists its product as uncharacterized. NCBI's taxonomy places the organism in Eukaryota, Fungi, Ascomycota, Sordariomycetes, Diaporthales, Diaporthaceae. Gene Ontology annotation, biological process: transmembrane transport. The transcript has 4 exons. The record is from RefSeq and is a predicted model, not a curated record. The coding region runs from base 1 to 1245 and encodes 414 amino acids. Gene Ontology annotation, molecular function: transmembrane transporter activity.